Molecule: messenger RNA, 562 nt
Organism: Phragmites australis (common reed)
Lineage: Eukaryota; Viridiplantae; Streptophyta; Magnoliopsida; Poales; Poaceae
Exons: 3
Coding region: 1-408 (135 amino acids)
Source: RefSeq, a predicted model, not a curated record
AUGAAUCGUCAGUCCACCACCAAUAUGGGCCGGCCCAACUUUGUAGACGCCUGCGCGCUGUGUUCCCUCCGCCGCCGUCCUCCGCGGCAGCUUCCUCGCCGUGUUCCCUCCGCCGUCUGCCUCCUCGUCGCCGCCAUUCUGCUCCAUUCAGCAUACGCCCAUCUCUCGCGCCUCAUAAUAGCAGCGCGCGGCGUGCGGUGCUGGCGCCGGGGACAGGUGAGCCGCGCGGCCGCGGCGAUCACCGCGUCGCUCGACCUCACCGAGGAAAACGUCCGGCGGGCCCUCGUCGAGGCCAAAUCCGAGCUGGGGCAGCUGUUCGACACGUCGGUGGGCAUCACAGGUGAAGGACGGGCUGAGCCCCAACCCUACGCCGCAAUGCCAAUUGGAUCAGGAACCGAGCUGGAUUAGCGAGGCCACGGAUCCCACCGCUGCCAUCCACCCAUGCUGCUAGAGUGCCUAGUAGCGGAAGGCGAUGGUCGGGUAGGAAGGGGCGAUUGAGGCGGCUUCGGAGCUAGAACUGGAGAAGACGAGAACGCGUAGAAUGGCGACAAGGAGGAGGGAG